Messenger RNA from Lucilia sericata (common green bottle fly), 1549 nucleotides. It is a transcript of the gene sds22, whose product is annotated as protein phosphatase 1 regulatory subunit 7. The record is from RefSeq and is a predicted model, not a curated record. Lineage: Eukaryota; Metazoa; Arthropoda; Insecta; Diptera; Calliphoridae. Gene Ontology annotation, molecular function: protein binding. The transcript has 2 exons. The coding region runs from base 152 to 1198 and encodes 348 amino acids.
CCGCACUUAAUCUUUGUCGACGGAGGGUUCUGCCGACCAAUUGAUUCAUUUAUUUAGGAUUUUGUGAGAAAUUCAAUUGUUUUGCAUUAAUUUUCUGUUAAAUAGAAGUUUUAAGUUUUUGUUUUAAUUAAAAACUAAAUAUACACAAACAAUGGCGGAUUCUGAACAUGAAAAGAUUGAAGCAACCAAUGAAGUGACACCUACCACUGAGGAAAAUAAUAGUGCAGAAGAAACCCCACAAGCCCCAUCAGAUGUUGUGGCUAAUUGUGAGAAAGCCUCUUACAAGCCGAAUGUAAUACCCGGUGAAAAGUUAGCCUCCAUUGAGGAUGUAGUAAAUAGUGAUCCUGAGUGCUAUGAAUUGGAUUUAAACCAUCAUCGUAUUGAUAAAUUGGAAAAUCUAGAGCCUUUAACCCAGUUGGAGCGCCUUUUACUGCGCUGGAAUUUAAUUAAGAAAAUUGAGAAUCUAGAAACUUUGACCAAGCUGGUGGAAAUUGAGUUCUAUGACAAUCAAAUUACAAAAUUGGAAAAUUUGGAUGCUUUAGUUAAUUUGGAAAUACUCGAUGUCAGCUUCAAUCGUUUGACUAGAAUUGAAAAUUUGGAAAAUUUAAAGAAAUUGGAAAAAUUAUUUUUGGUUGGCAACAAGAUAACUCAUAUAGAAAAUAUUGGUAUGCUAACUAAUCUCACUAUGCUGGAAUUGGGUGACAAUAAAAUUAAAACUAUUGAGAAUCUGGAUACAUUGGUGAAUUUGCGUCAACUAUUUUUGGGUAAAAAUAAAAUAUCCAAAAUUGAAAAUCUCGAUAAAUUGGUGAAUUUGGAAAUUUUAAGUUUGCAGGCUAAUCGUAUAGUUAAAAUUGAAAAUCUGGAUAAGUUGACUAAUUUGACGGAGCUGUAUCUAUCCGAAAAUGGCAUAGAAAUGAUAGAAAAUUUGAGUAACAACAAACAAUUGGACACUUUGGAUUUGGCUAAAAAUCGUUUAAAAAGUAUAGACAAUAUAGAGGAACUGGGACAGUUGGAGGAGCUGUGGCUGAAUGACAAUAAUAUUGAAAAUUGGAAGACUAUUGAAAAUAUUAAGCAUAAUAAGUCUUUGAAAACUAUUUACUUGGAAUAUUGCCCCGUAUCCAAGGAUCCUAUGUAUCGCCGUAAAUUGAAAGAUAUAGCUCCUUGGUUGGAGAAAAUUGAUGCUACUCUUUGCCGAUAAAUGAAAAGUUUGUAAUAAAAAGUUUUUAUAAACUUUUUUUUAAUGGGUUCAUACUUUUUUUUUUUUAAUAAAACUCCACCUUAUUUAUGUUUAAAUAUAAUUUGUAAUUGUGCUAGAAGCACUUUUAGAUGUUAAAAACUUUAAUUUUGUGUAAAAUUAUAAUUAGAUUUUUAAUAAAGAAUACAAAAAGUUGUAAUAAAAUCGGUAUUUAUAAAUGUACUAUUUAUUGAAGUUGUUUUAUUCAAAAUAAUGUGAUAUUCGUUAUAUGUUUAGAUUUGAAAAGAUUUACAGAUAACGAUUUCCUCAACUAAUUGAAAACGUGUCAAUGUUGUCAUAAAUAUCUGCUUAAUU